AUGUCAGCAUUUGAUGCGAGAAACUUGGUUGCACAAGGCAUCCAGCCGAUGGUCUGGGAAGACAAACUUAUGGUGGUGUAUAAUCUAUGCAAAUCUCCGCUUCAUAUCAUGAGGAUCGGAUCGAAGAUUGAAAAACUGCCGACAAUUCCCGCUGAAAAGUCCGAUGUGAAGCACCAGCUUAUCAACGACCCGGGCUCAAGCGCGAUUGAAUACCGAUUCUCAUUAUCAGAGAAGAAUCUGCACUAUGGAGCUGGAACGGUGCAACUUUUAUACAAUCUCAAUUACACUGAUAAUAGUCUAGCGAUUGAAAGUCAAUCCAACACCAUGUUCCGAAGUCCGUUCCCUGGUGGCCAGGAUUACACCCAUAACGUCGCCAUCUCUCUCGACUGA
Messenger RNA from [Torrubiella] hemipterigena, 390 nucleotides. The record is from the annotation of a GenBank genome assembly. NCBI's taxonomy places the organism in Eukaryota, Fungi, Ascomycota, Sordariomycetes, Hypocreales, Clavicipitaceae.